GGUGGGUGAGGGGAAGGGGCCCCUGAUUGCAGCACCAAGGACAGCUCACACAUCACUACAGCUUGGGGACUCCCUUUACAAAGCGCGUUCAAGCUUAGCUCCGGCGCGGGCCCGACAGCAGCAGUUUAAUGCUCGCCCCCGCUCGGGACCCUCCUCCAUUCAAAGCAGCCAAGGAGCAGCUUCUCCGCACAGCUACUGCUGCAGCAACAUCUCCGCACCUGCGACUCCGGCAGCCUCUGCAGCAUCUCCCGCUCCUGAAGGUGGUCGUUACAAUUAAAAUCGCAGCAACUAUGGGAACUACCCUGGCAUCUUGCAGAAAGAAAAUCCUUCUCUUCUUUACCCUGGUGCUAUGGGAAUCAUCCAGCCAAGUUCUGGGGGAUACCGUGGAUAAUGAUGCAAAGAACAACAUUACCAUCUUUACAAGGAUUCUAGAUAGACUUCUAGAUGGCUAUGAUAAUCGCCUGAGGCCUGGGCUAGGAGACCGAGUAACAGAAGUCCACACUGAUAUCUACGUGACAAGCUUUGGUCCUGUUUCUGAUACAGAUAUGGAAUAUACAAUUGAUGUCUUUUUUCGUCAAAACUGGCAAGAUGAACGACUGAGAUUUAAAGGGCCAAUGCAUAUCCUUCGACUAAACAACCUUAUGGCAAAUAAAAUUUGGACUCCGGACACGUUCUUCCAUAAUGGAAAGAAGUCUAUAGCCCACAACAUGACCAUGCCAAAUAAGCUGUUAAGAAUUCAAGAUGAUGGAACUCUCUUGUAUACAAUGAGGCUGACUGUCCAAGCUGAAUGUCCCAUGCAUUUGGAAGAUUUUCCCAUGGAUGCUCAUGCUUGCCCAUUAAAAUUUGGAAGCUAUGCCUACACAACUUCUGAAGUGACCUAUGUAUGGACACGGAAUGCCACAGAUUCUGUAGUGGUUGCACCAGAUGGAUCUCGUUUAAAUCAGUAUGUGCUUUUGGGCCAUUUAGUUGGAAAAGAGACCAUUAAAUCCAGCACAGGUGAAUACACAGUGAUGACAACGCAUUUUCAUUUGAAAAGAAAGAUUGGCUACUUUGUGAUCCAGACGUACCUGCCCUGCAUCAUGACCGUUAUUUUGUCCCAGGUGUCUUUUUGGUUGAACAGAGAGUCUGUACCUGCAAGGACAGUGUUUGGUGUUACCACUGUAUUGACAAUGACAACACUCAGUAUCAGUGCCAGAAACUCUCUUCCAAAAGUGGCCUAUGCGACAGCCAUGGACUGGUUCAUUGCAGUCUGCUAUGCUUUUGUAUUUUCUGCUUUAAUAGAGUUUGCAACUGUCAACUACUUUACCAAGAGAGGAUGGGCUUGGGAUGGAAAAAGUGUUGUCAAUGACAAGAAAAAAGAGAAGGCUUCAGUGAUAAAGAAAAACAAUGCCUAUGCAGUGGCUGUUGCAAAUUACGCUCCGAACAUCACGAAAGAUUCCGCUCUGCCAACAAUAUCUAAAAGUGCAACCGCAGAUCCGAACAAAGCGAAACCACAGGAGGCAAAGAAAACAUUUAACAGCGUCAGUAAAAUUGACAGGAUGUCUAGAAUAGUCUUUCCACUUUUAUUCGGUACAUUCAAUUUGGUCUACUGGGCGACUUAUCUGAAUAGGGAAUUUGCCAUUGAAGGGCUGGUAUUAUCGAAAUAGGAAUAGGAAUUUGCUAACACUCCAUUAGCAUCUUCAGUCUCAGAUUGUUUUAGUAUGUAUUACUAAUAAACUGAUUUGUUCAUUGAAA
Molecule: messenger RNA, 1734 nt
Organism: Xenopus laevis (African clawed frog)
Lineage: Eukaryota; Metazoa; Chordata; Amphibia; Anura; Pipidae
Gene: gabra2.L
Product: gamma-aminobutyric acid (GABA) A receptor, apha 2 L homeolog
Exons: 10
Coding region: 129-1646 (505 amino acids)
Biological process (GO): chloride transport; gamma-aminobutyric acid signaling pathway; regulation of postsynaptic membrane potential
Cellular component (GO): dendrite; cytoplasmic vesicle membrane; membrane
Molecular function (GO): transmembrane signaling receptor activity; monoatomic ion channel activity; GABA-A receptor activity
Source: RefSeq, a predicted model, not a curated record